AUGCAAUGUAUACCUACUUAUGACCUCGAAGUAGCGGGUACACUCAAUCUUUCAAGCCCACGAGUUGGAAAUCAAAUGAUGAACAGACACUCCCAGUUGAUGAAUCAGCAACUCUCUAUGUACGUGGGUAAAUCCAGUGGAACCAAUGUGGAAAAGAAAACAGCUAGAACGACCCAAGUCGAUAUCAGUAUACAAAGUCGGUGGACGGGCGCAUCGACAGCCAGAGAAAAAGAAGGGAAAGAAGAAAAGAAAACGCGCAGAAGACACAAAAUCGAAUACGCUAAAACUCCGGUCCCAUGCGCAGCACCACAAGAGCAAAGAACAACCCCCACUGCAAAUCACGGGCAUGACAAAGGCGUCAAACGAAGACAAGGUGAUACACAGCAAUCCCCGUAA
Penicillium oxalicum is the source of this 396-nucleotide messenger RNA. RefSeq lists its product as uncharacterized. The transcript has a single exon. Bases 1 to 396 code for a protein of 131 amino acids. The record is from RefSeq and is a predicted model, not a curated record. Lineage: Eukaryota; Fungi; Ascomycota; Eurotiomycetes; Eurotiales; Aspergillaceae.